UUCCCAGAGUUCCGUGCGAAUGCAACGGGUUUCGGUGAAGUCAUGAGAAAGCGCCGUUUGUUUUUGUUCUUCACGCGUUAUAAAGCUCCGCCGAGCCUUCGGAUGAUUUUUAUUUAUGCAUUUUCCGCACCGCCAGGCUUUUAAGAGCGACACGGGAUAGUCCUAAAGAGCAGCGCGUAGCCUUGGAACAUUCAAACAUGCAAUUCUUCACUAACUUGUUUGCUGUAUAGUGGAACCAUACUUUCGUAUGUUUCAACGGCUUGCAGGGGAAAUAACGUUACUGCUGAAAAGGGAGUUGCAUCGCUUCGUGUUUAGAGUCAAAUGGAUAGAUUCACACUUCCAAACUGACCUGUUUGAUAUAAAGGGUGGUAACUUAAAUGUUUUUAAUUCGCUCAGUCUGCUCAAUGAGACUGAAACAUAUGUUUUGGAGUCUAUGACACACUCAAUUUACUCUCGGUUAGAUUCAGUGGAAUCGCUAAUCAACGAGCUUCCAUAUAUGUUUUAUCUCGGCCUGUUUUUUGUUAAUGUCUUAAUUCUCUACUAUGCCUUCUUAAUGGAAUAUAUAGUCCUUAAUGUAGGAAUAGUAUUCUUGCCAGAGGAUAUGGACCAGGCACUGGUGGAUUUGGGUGUACUUUCUGACCCAGCCUCAAUUCCAUAUGGCACAGACGCUGAGCUGGAUGUUUUUGAGGGUUAUCUGGAAUAAACAAACCAUGAUUGACACUUCCAGCCGAAGCCUUUGUGGGGAAGAUGCCAUUUGGCUGGUUCAUUUGGUUACUGGAGAACCAUUGUCAAAGCGAACUACAUAUGAUAUCUGCAGACAUAAAAGAAUGCUGCAAAAGUGGUCAACCUAUAAAAAAGUGACUUGCAUGAAUAAAGACUUCCAGGUUCAGAGGACUGACCUGCAAGCAAGCCAUCGUGCCACAUGGAAUAUUUACCUGGAACAUACAAGCCGAACUGCCUUUGUGGUUUUCGAUGGAACAGCCAGCCAGUGUCUCUUCAGAGAUCAAAUUCAGGCACUAACCACUACUUUGUGGAAAAAAUAUUACAUUAGCCUAUUUAUUUUUAGUUUGGCAUUCAGUACUCAUGCAGGAUUCUGUGUCAGCCCUGCAAGGGAUUGUUAUUACUCUAUAGGCAGAACCCUUAUACGUGGUCAGCCUCGGCAUGUUGUCGUUCCCUUUAAUAUUAUUUAAAUGAGCAAUAUGUCAUGAGACAAACCGGUGUUCUAAGUUUUUCCUGAAAGUCUCUCUUAGGAACCGCAUAUUUGUGACAGCCUGAGAAAGAAAUAUUUGUCUGAGGUUCACUUUGUGUUGUCAUAUUUGACUUUCAAAAAUCUGGUGCAUUAUUUUAGAAACUUUGUGUGUAACAUCUGACUUCUCUGGUCUAAAUGAGAUCCUAUGAAAUAACAAUUGUUUGCUAAAAAGAUAAAGGUCAUCGACCAAGAUCUAGUUUAAAACACAUGUCAGUUUCAGAAAUGUGCUGUUUAUAAUUGUUAGUUUCAUAUGGUUUUGAAAAACAUAUAUGCCAUUUUUAAGAAAGGUUUCAGUUUAGUGACUCAUGUGGUGUGUUCAUCAAUUAAAAAGUAAUGCACAUAUUACAUAUUCUAGCUUAUUUAAGCAUAUAUAUGUACAGUAAUUAUUUUAUGAAUAUCAUUGUGGGGGAUU
Messenger RNA from Sinocyclocheilus grahami, 1661 nucleotides. Its product is annotated as dexamethasone-induced protein homolog. The transcript has 2 exons. The record is from RefSeq and is a predicted model, not a curated record. The coding region runs from base 248 to 703 and encodes 151 amino acids. Lineage: Eukaryota; Metazoa; Chordata; Actinopteri; Cypriniformes; Cyprinidae.